AUGUCAGAUUCAAUCACUUGUCAAUUUUUACUUUUAUUUAUUAUCUAUGGUUUGCCGCCGUGCCCGUACCGUACUAUAAUUUUUGUGAAUUGUAUUUUUAUAGGAAAUUCAGUUGUUGUUUCUAUCGCAAUGGCAGAUUCUACCGUAACAGAUGUCACUAAAAUGAAAGUGGUCGAUUUGCGCAAGGAAUUAAAGUCCCGCGGACUUUCAUAUACGGGGGAUAAAGCGGAGUUAGUAGCUCGACUUCAAGCUGCAAUGUCUCAAGAUGAACACGGCGACAUCAAUUUGGAUUCUGAUGAAAUUGACUCUGAUGGUGUUCUAGAGGAUGAAGAUGAUAAAAGCCAAGGUGAUAUACUCGAUGACAAUGCUGUAGAUACGUUGAAUGAAGAGUUAGCGCUUUCUGAACAGCCAUCUCCCGUAAAAACCACGCCAGAAGCUAAACCGCCUCGAACCCUCAAAAGGAGAAUAACCUCAACAGAUGUAUCUAAAGAUAAAACUGAAGAUAAUAAAUCAACAGAAAGUAAAGAGUCUGCCUCUAAAAAGAUUGUGUUAAACAGAGCUAUAUCUAUAACAUCUACUUCUGAAAAGUCUGUUGAAGACAAAGAUGCAGCAGAGGCCGAGAUAAAUCCCACAAGUAAUAAAAUUAAAAUUACGGCAGAUUUAGAUACUAAAACACGGUUGGAAAUGAGGGCAAAACGAUUUGGUUUACCAGUAAAAAUGAGUGAAGAUGAGAGAAAAGAAGCCCGUAAACAAAGAUUUGGUCAAACUGUAUCAGCUAAGAGUACAGCCAUCUCAAACUCAGGCACAUCUGUGAAUUUAGAAAAAUUCAAGAAAAGGGCUGAAAGGUUUGGACAGUCUGUCUCUAAAAUUAUGACUGAUAUAGAAAACCAAGAAAAAUUGGCUAAACGGAAAGCUAAAUUUGGAGGAUCAGCAUAA
Molecule: messenger RNA, 936 nt
Organism: Spodoptera littoralis (African cotton leafworm)
Lineage: Eukaryota; Metazoa; Arthropoda; Insecta; Lepidoptera; Noctuidae
Source: the annotation of a GenBank genome assembly